Umbelopsis ramanniana AG is the source of this 1742-nucleotide messenger RNA. RefSeq lists its product as uncharacterized. The record is from RefSeq and is a predicted model, not a curated record. The transcript has 10 exons. NCBI's taxonomy places the organism in Eukaryota, Fungi, Mucoromycota, Umbelopsidomycetes, Umbelopsidales, Umbelopsidaceae. Bases 293 to 1684 code for a protein of 463 amino acids.
UGGACUACAAGAAAAGUGGCAAUUAUCUGGAGCUGAUUGAAGAUCUUGAAUUAUGGUGCAAAGGCUAGAUGUCAUUGUAUUUGUCACGUCAUCGUCUCAUCACCAGUACGUUGUAGUGUGAUUGCAAUUCAGGAGAUCGCACAGCAAUUCAGAAUUCAAGUCACCUUUGCGUUUGAGUUCCGACAUUCUUCUCUCAAGUUCUUAAAAAUAACCAGUCCAUUCUAUCGCGGAGAUCAUCCAUUACAGUGAUUAGCUCUCAAAUUUCACUGCUGAGCGGCUCCAAUUACGUAUAAUGGAGGACAUCAUAUCCUACCAUUUUGCUUCAGUGAAGCAGAGACAUGAAAACAGGCAUGAAAUGGAGUAUCAACUGUCUGUUCGUCAACAACCCAAACAAUCACGUAUGUGCGGUAUAGGCGAAAAAGCUGAUAGACGACCAGUCGACCCUCCUCCCAUAGUACAGCUAAAGGUCGUUGAUCCAUCACUCAGUGGCCACGAAAGAAGUGCAUAUCUUCAGAAUCCUUACUACUUUAUGUAUGCAUCGUUGAUGGCUGCGGAUAUUGAUGAAGAGUUACAUUUAUUACGUGAUGGAAAGACUAGGAGUACAACUGGUUCUGUCGUAUCAUCGUUGUAUCAUCUCAAAGACAUAGAUAAUGCAGAUGCUGGAUUUUUCGUCUUUCCAGACCUAUCGGUACGAAUGGAGGGUAACUACAGACUAAAACUUUCUCUAUUUGAAAUCAUUGGCAAAGAGGUGUUCCAUUGCAAAUCCAUCAUCACGCAUAUAUUUGUCGUCUACUCUGCAAAAAGAUUUCCCGGCAUGGAAGAGUCCACAUUUCUUUCGCGAUCAUUUGCAGACCAAGGGUUGAAGAUCCGAAUUCGGAAGGAAAUUCGUGUCCGACGGAAACAAUCGAAGCGGAAAGAAUCGUUACCCGAUCCAUCUGGCCAAAAGCGAAUUAUGUACAACAAGCGACCUCGUAAUAUUUCAAUCCAUCAAGACGAUCAAAGUGAUCAUGAAUCUUCUGAGGGAGAGUAUCACGUAGCUGACAUCGGCAGGGAUAGGCAGAAAGAGCAUAAUGUGUUGGAUUCCGAGGCGACAGUCCAGUCUACCGAACCUUGGAAUGCACAAAGUAACUACUCACAACCAGCCAAACUAGUAAGAUCAGAGCCACCCAAUGCUACUUCACCCGGCAUGGAGCCAUUGGACAGUAUAGAACGCUUGCCGAACAGCAAUAGAUCAAAUCCUUUGAUAAUGGGUAACGAAAUGAUGCUGCCACCGGCCAAUCGCACAUAUCAAGCCCCUUAUUCUCCUAUGCCACCAACCAACAACACUGUUCCUAAACGAUUCCAUCAAUCACUUCCUGGUCAUGGUUUUUCUGUUUCUGUACCGCAAGCAGCAUCGAGUACGCGCAACCAGGCCGCACAUGCUCAAGACAGAUCAGCUAGUGAACCAACGAUAAGAGUGUCAACUUCUAGACAGCCCGGUACUCAUCAGUCUCCGUGGCUUAUGCAACAUAACGAUCAACAACGAGGCAGUUCAGCUGUUGAAGAUGAUCCUCAUUCGUCAUCUCCACAUAUGGCCAAUGUGUUUUACUCAACCAGCCCCGGGCCGAUGGGAUUAAGUCAUGGAAUGGAUGCAACGUAUGGAGCAAGGCGGGCAGGACCGGCCGGAUCAGCAAUCAACCAAUAGGACAUCAACAACAACAUCAACACACACGAGCUAAUCACCCAGAUACAUACUCUCCAAU